AUGGCCCCCUCAAACUUGCCAGUGGCAGUUGCCUCUGCCAUCGCAUCGAGCGAUGUCAAGCAUUCCCAAGAGCUUUACCAAUCCAACAUGUCACUGGACCAAAUCACCAAGCACGCUGCAAAGCACGGAUAUUCACGAAUCAUGCAACGCGAUUUUAUCUCCUGUGCCGUGUGCUCGACAUCUCCUGCUCUCUGGCAGAAUUUGAUCGACAAUGGCCUGGAUCUCAACGCCCAUGAAAGCCAGGUUUCGGGUGACUUACUCUCCAGCGCUAUCAUUUUCAAAUCUCGGGGUAAUAAAUACGACUUCGCAAAGUGGUUGCUGGAGCAGGGGCAUCGUCCGACCCCGAUCGAUUCGGGUCACGAACCGAGCGCGAUAAUAUGGACAAUCUGCGUCGAAACGGCUGAUAUGGAAAUGCUCAGCCUGCUGAUGGACUACGGGCAUGAUUUAGAGGAGUGCGAAGUCGGGGUUGCAGCUGCAGAUGAAGGCAAUUUGGAGGCGCUGCGACUGCUUCUGGAUCGCGGGGUCAACAUUGAGGACCGCGAUUUGUCGUGGUAUCCAUUCACAUGGAAAGAUGAGCCGUACGAGUCGCUGGGCGCGGCACUGUACCGCGCUUGUCGGCAGGGAAACGUGGACUGCGUUGAAUUGUUGCUGGAACGAGGCGCCGAUGCCCUGGCCGCAGACCUCGAAGGCAAAUCUUGCCUGGACAUUGCAAAGAGGCGUGGUCACGAAGACAUUGUGUGGCUUUUAGAAAGCAGGGGGAAUGUAGCAUGGUCAUUUGGAGGGUUCGUUAAACGCUUGCUAUACGUCUUCUUCUAA
Messenger RNA from Paraphaeosphaeria sporulosa, 816 nucleotides. Its product is annotated as ankyrin. The record is from RefSeq and is a predicted model, not a curated record. The transcript is spliced from 2 exons. Bases 1 to 816 code for a protein of 271 amino acids. Gene Ontology annotation, molecular function: protein binding. Lineage: Eukaryota; Fungi; Ascomycota; Dothideomycetes; Pleosporales; Didymosphaeriaceae.